Messenger RNA from Penaeus indicus, 1404 nucleotides. RefSeq names its product lachesin-like. Gene Ontology annotation, cellular component: neuron projection. NCBI's taxonomy places the organism in Eukaryota, Metazoa, Arthropoda, Malacostraca, Decapoda, Penaeidae. The coding region runs from base 1 to 1404 and encodes 467 amino acids. The transcript is spliced from 9 exons. The record is from RefSeq and is a predicted model, not a curated record.
AUGGCCCGAGGAGAACCGGUGGAGCGCAAGGCCAUAAUAACAUCCCCUUUAGGAGCAGACGGGCAGACUCUCCCCUUCCAGAUCAACGGGAGACGAGAAGCUCUGAGGACCAUCGGCGUCGGUUCAGCUCCUCCGGAAUUCGUCCACCCAGCCCACAAUGUGACGGUCGUGGAGGGACAGGAAGUCACGCUUAUGUGCUCCGUCAGCACUCUCAAGGAUUAUAAGCAGCUCGCCUGGGUGCACGAGGAAUCCCAAACUAUCCUGAGCAUCGGGCGGCACUUGUAUACCCGGAUCCCACGCCUGAGCUUGCACGCCGACCAUCACUCCGCCGCCCUCACUGUGUCCCCUGUGCUUUCCACGGACAGGGGCUGGUACAUGUGCCAGCUCAACACCAACCCCAUGACCUACACGAGGAGCUACCUGCAGGUCCUGGUUCCUCCGACGCUGGAGGACUGGUCGGGGUCCUACGUGGAGGUGCGGGAAGGAGUGUCUGUUCGUCUGACCUGCAACGCCCGCGCUUUCCCUCCUGCUCUGACGACCUGGAGGAGGAGCGACGCCGAACCCAUAUUCCGCACGCCCAAAACAGUCUGGGUCGUGGAAGGAGCUGACCUCGUGUUCGAAUCCGUGCGUCGAGUGCAUGGCGGCGCCUACACUUGCCACGUGGACAAUAAGGUCACCGCCCCCGUCUCCCGCACCACGCACCUCACCGUCACAUACGCGCCCGUUCUCUGGCUCGGGAGGGAGCUGGUGGGCGUGAAGGCGGGCGAAGACAUCACCCUCAACUGCUCCAGCGAGGCCAACCCGCCCCCCUCGCACUACUGGAGCGCAAACGGCACUAAUGUGACAACUAAGAAAUCCCGAUCACCUAGGCUAAGGAUGUUACCACCAGACUUGUCUUUUCCAGGUCACAAGUACCAGGUGGACGAGAUGCGCCUCUCAACCAGGACGGAGGUUUUGCUCACCAUCAGGAGCGUUGGGCACAAGGAUUUCACCCACUACAGGUGCCAUGCUGUGAACCCCAUCGGGCAGGCGGAAGGUACCAUUCGGCUGUAUGGCCGCUUCCCGGUCCCCAAGCAGGCCUCGCUCACCACGCAGCCGCCCACCAACGCCUCCACCAAGGUCCGCGUCGAGAGGCCCUGGCGCAACAACAACCGGGUCACCGACGUCAUGCCUUCAAGGAACACGUCAAAGAAAGCGAGCGCCGACGACGACCAGAGGAAGGGGAGGCGCCUCAAGAACUACCCCCGCCACGGAGGUCGUUUCAAUGACACGACACUCAUCGUCGACCUCAUAAUGGACGUGGAAGGGGGGGCGACGACCUGUUACCUCCAGAAGCUGUUGAGGGCGUCGGAUGUGGUUGUCGUUUUUCAUGUAUUGUUCCUAUUAGUACGAGAAAUGCAUUAA